CAUACAUCUUCUCCUGUAUUCAUUGUCGUCCUUUUGCCAUACAUUACUUGCAACUUUCCCCUUCCACCCUGAAGGGUUCACUCGCUUUCUUCUCUGUUGCAUAUUGUUCCUCGUUACAUAUUAUUAGUCGGCACGAUGGGUGUCUCCAAGCUCAUCGCUGCGUUUUCCUUACUGUCACUCGCUGCCUUCUCCAAUGCCGCUCCUCAACCGAGAGCCCUUAAUAAACGCGCCGAUGUCGUUCCCUUCGAAGUCACACUCACCGAGGAGGACUACUCACCAAUUGGUGGAGCUGGUCGCCCAAUGAUCAUGAUCAAUGGCACCUUCCCUGGUCCUCAGCUGAAGGCCAAGGUCGGCGACCAGGUCGAAUUCCUCGUCCACAACGAACUUUCCGAAGCGACAACCAUCCAUUUCCACGGUAUCGUGCAACAGGACACUGCCUGGUCCGAUGGUGUCCCAGGUCUUACCCAGUCGCCCAUUGAGCCUGGCGAGUCAUUCCUGUACAAAUGGACUGCCGACGCCUCAGGUGUUUACUUCUACCACGCUCAUUUCCGCGGCCAGAUCCAGGAUGGUCUCUAUGGUGCCAUCGUCAUUGACCCUGCGGAUGACGCCGAGAAGCCUUUCCACUUGAUUUCCAACGACUCUGCCGUGGUCAAGCAAGCCGAAGAAGCCGACUUGAACAUCGUGCCCGUUUUCGUUUCUGAUUACAACAGACACACCUCCAAGGAGUUCUACGAGUACCAGACCUUGGCCAACGUCGAUAUCGCUUGUGCCGAUGCCAUCAUUGUCAACGGCAAGGGUUCGCAAUACUGCUUGUCGCGUGAGGAAAUCACCGCCUACACCAACCCCAAGGUUGCCAACUUGUUGGCCGCUGUUGACCCACCUCAGCUGACCGACAAGGGCUGCCUCCCUGGUAACUUGCCCGCCACUCAAGGAAACUUCACCUUCAACCUAGCUGCGAUCCCCGAUGAUGUCUACUCCACGUGUGUGGGAUCUGAGGGUGCCUUGGAAAUCAUUGAGGUCGAUCCCGCCAAGGGCUUCGCUGCUUUGACCUUCAUCAACCCCGGUGGCUACGAAAUCCUCAAGUUCACCAUCGAUGCUCACAAAUUCUGGGUCUACGGCGCUGACGGUGGAUACGUUACUCCUCAAUUGGUCGACCAAGUCGUUGUCAACAACGGUGACCGAUACUCGAUCCUGGUUCCCCUGGACCAAAACCCCGCCGACUACUCGAUCCGUGUUGCCAACAACGGUCUCAACCAGGUCAUUAGUGGCUUCGCCGUCAUGAGCUACAAGGGAUCGUUCGGAGCUGCCAGCGAAGACCCCAAUGCUUUGGCCAAGAUCAACUUUGCCGGUACCAACUUGACCCAAUUGGUUUCCUUCAAUGACAACAAGGCCGCUCCUUACCCACCAUCCGUUCCUGCCCCAAGCGCCGAUGUCACCUACAUCUUCAAUAUCAAGAAGCUCGGCCAACCAUUCGCUGCCUACGACUGGACUCUCAGCGGCGUCAACGCCUUCAACGCCAGCUUGGAGGAGGUUGAGCCUUUGAUCUACCAAGACCCCAGCGACAUCCCCACCACCGAUCUACACAUCAAGACCACCAUGGGACAAUGGGUUGAUCUGAUUGUCAGAACUCAAGGCCCUCUCGCUCAACCCCAUCCUAUGCACAAGCACUCCAACAAGGCUUACGUUCUCGGAAAGGGAACAGGCCCAUGGAACUGGACCUCCGUUGCUGAGGCUGCUGAGGUUCUCCCCGCUGGCACCUUCAACUUUGUCAACCCUCCUUACCGUGACAGUUACACCACCACUCCCGCCGAGCAAAACAGCACCUGGAUGGCACUUCGAUACGAAGUCGUCAACCCCGGCCCAUUCUUGUUCCAUUGCCAUAUGCAAACCCACAUGAGCGGUGGUAUGGCACUUGCCUUCUUGGACGGAGUUGAUCAAUGGCCAGAACUGCCCGAGGAGUAUGCCAACGGCGGCAACGGCAUUGGAAACUCAUCGACGCCCAUGAAAUUGAAGAAGAAGAAGAGGACGCACCCUGUUUCAUAAGUUGACGAAAUGUCUCCGCAUGCACGCAUACAAAUCAUCUAUCACACAUCUUUUCUGCUGGAUGUUUUUGUUACAUAUGGGCAGGGAAUUGAUACCAAAAAACUUUCUGGUUUGGGGAAAACAGAAAGUCGAUUUUGUCCUUUGAUGCAUUAUUGAGCCCUCUAUCUGGGUCUGAGUGCGUGUGCAUAUAUAUUAACGACGGCGUUGGGAUCUUGUUCCCUCAUAUCUAUUAUAAUUAUUCCCUUGGAUGCUCUCCCAUUCAUUCAAUUCUCUCCCAACUCCGUCAAACCAAGGCGGUUCCCCUCUCCUCUUUUUCCUUUUCGUGUUGGGAGAAGAGGGUGGCCUGACUUUUCACUCGCCCAUCUCGCCAGUUUCUGCGAAUAUAUGCCUCAUGUAAUCAUGGAUGACCCGGGCAGAUGUGUGGAUAUAUGGAUGAGCCCGUGACGAGAUUCAAUAAUAAUCUACCCUUUGCAUCAUUCGAACUAGAAUCACGAGAAAGAUCCUAACACACCUGCCGCAGUUCUCGAGUUUUUGUGCCAUUUGCCAAUGCGACCUAUGUCACCGACCUAUUUGGAUUGUGGAGGGUCUUGACUAGA
Messenger RNA from Exophiala mesophila, 2639 nucleotides. RefSeq lists its product as uncharacterized. Gene Ontology annotation, molecular function: copper ion binding; oxidoreductase activity. The record is from RefSeq and is a predicted model, not a curated record. Bases 136 to 2043 code for a protein of 635 amino acids. The transcript has 2 exons. NCBI's taxonomy places the organism in Eukaryota, Fungi, Ascomycota, Eurotiomycetes, Chaetothyriales, Herpotrichiellaceae.